GCCUGAGCCCCAGAGCCUCAUGAAAAAAACAUGGAUGGCCUUCAGGACAACACUCUGAGGAUUGUUCUGGUGGGAAAAAGUGCAAUAGCAAACACCAUCCUUAGGAGAAGAGAAUUUGAUUCCAAAGUUUCUCCUCACACUGUUACCAAGAACUGUCAAAGAGCCUCACAGGGCUGGAAGGGAAGGAACCUUCUUCUCAUGGGCACCCCAGGGCUCUUUUACACCAAAGAAACACUGCAGACCUCUUGUGAGGAAAUCAGCCGGCGUGUCCUCACCUCCUGCCCUGGGCUUCACGCCAUCAUCCUGGUUCUACAGCUGGGCCACUACAUGAAGGAGGAACAGAAAAUGGUUGCAUUGAUCAAGGCCAUCUUUGGGGAGCUGGCCAUGAAGCACAUUAUCAUCUUGUUCACUUGCAAAGAUAAUUUGGAUAAUGAGACACUGAGUGACUGUUUAGCAGGGUUAGAUGUAGACCUACAAAACAUCAUCAAAGAGUGUGGGAACCGCCUCUGUGUCUUCAAUAACAGCAGAAGUGCAAAUAAGGCUGAGAGGGAUGCUCAAGUACAGACAGAGAAAGUAGUGGGGAAGAACAGAGGGGUUCACUUUUCUAUUGAUGCCAACUACAAGGACAUAGGGGAAAAGCUGAAGUGUAAAGAAGAGAUCUUACAGAUAAUCUAUGCUGACCAAUUAAAAAAGGAAAUUAAACUAAUACAAAACCAAUAUUCUCAGGAAGAAAUAUCACAGCAAGAAAAGUUGGAAAAUGCCCUGAUCAGUUUGGCUCAGUGGAUAGAGAACAGGUACCCUACAGGGGACAGGGAAGAGGGUCAGAGUGACAGGAGAGUCCUGGUCAUCUACAACCCUGCAGAGGAGCAACCCUACCACUGUCCGCUGUGUGGCCAGACCUUCUUGCAACAGCCCAGCCUGGUGCCACACCAGGUGACUCACACAGAGGUCUGCUGCUUGGCUGCCUUCCUGUUUCACAAGUGUAAUGAGGUCUUUCAGAGUCAAGCACACCUUGAGGUAUCAGCUCACCACAUGGGCCAGUGGCUCUUCCCCUGCCCUGCGUGCAGGUGCUGCUUCAACCUCAAGCAGAACCUACUCACGCACCAGCUUAUCCACAGUGGGGAGAAGCCUCACCAGUUCAAGCAGUGUGAAAGCUGCUUCUAA
Molecule: messenger RNA, 1164 nt
Organism: Myotis myotis
Lineage: Eukaryota; Metazoa; Chordata; Mammalia; Chiroptera; Vespertilionidae
Product: GTPase IMAP family member 7-like
Molecular function (GO): GTP binding
Source: RefSeq, a predicted model, not a curated record